Molecule: messenger RNA, 2867 nt
Organism: Effrenium voratum
Lineage: Eukaryota; Dinophyceae; Suessiales; Symbiodiniaceae
Source: the annotation of a GenBank genome assembly
GCAGAUUGUUCGCUUUUGGGCCAGAGCCUGCGCAUGGCCUUAUGGCGCGUGCAGGUGUGCUGGCGCUGCUAACGCUGGCCCGCGCAGGGGAGUUGGAUUGCGGGCAUGGGCACGAGGACCCUGAGCUGAAGAACUGCCUUUGCGAUGAGGGCUGGAAGAGCGCAGGCAUUACGGACACUCUGCACUUUAUGCAAGGCACUUGCUCGCAGUACGGGUGUGUCAGUGAUAUGGAGUGUGAGAGGCGCCUGGACAUCAGUGGAGCCAGCUGUAUGGUGCCAGGCUGGAACUGCUACUGCGGCUGGCAGUACGCGUUUCAUAAGUCCCUCACGGGCUACGAGACAAACACCACCGAGAGCGCCAAGUGCAUGGGAGUGGUGUACACCUUCUCCAUGUGGACCUCGCGGACGGUCGAGUUACUGCUCGCGAAUCUCUGGCGAUUCUUCCUCCCGCUGGUGCUGCUCCUGGCUCCCUUUGGCCGCAAGCGCGCCAUUUGUGACCACCACAGGCCGGGGCUGUGGCACGCCUUCCGAAGAGCCUGCGGAGUGCAAAGCGUUUGCCGCGGCGACUGCGUUCUGUCAUCGCGCUAUGGCAGCGAUGCCUUGAUGGACGACCUUGCUUGGAGCAUCUUUGCGCUAGAGCUUAUGUGCUGGGCCUACAUCUUCACUGUGGUAGUUUACAUCAUCGUGCUGUUCAUUUGGUCUGUCAUUCUGUGGGUCUCCGUGGCUGUGGUCUUCCUGGCCACCGCCCUCUUCGCCGCCUGCGCCUGCUGCGGCGAGGGCCUGGCCAGUUGCGCCCAAGGCGGCUGCUGUGAGUGCGGAGGCUGCGGCGACUGCGACUGCAUGUUCGCAACCACCGGCCACGGCCCGGUGGAGGCGGACAUGUUCUACUUCUGGGGGCCCUUUCCCAACGACCCUUUCUGCUUCACCCCCAGUGGAUAUGGCCCAGCGGUUGCGGACCGGGGCUCUGAGGAUAGCUGUUCCUGCCGGGCGAUUUGCUUUCCGGUCGCCUGGAUGUUCUACGUGUUCCCAGUCCUACCCGAGAACGUGUGGGGCGGGGCAGUGGGGUACUUCUGCCUGGGCACGCACCACCACACCCCGGUGGACCGGAUGUACGCGGGGGGCAACCGCCUGGUGGAGUUCCUGGGCAUGGCCUGGCGCCGCCCGGAAGACCUGCACGGCGACGAGGACUGGAGGAGCCGAGUCUAUGACUUCCUGGCAGGGGAGGCUUCUCCGGCGCCGUCACAGGUGGUCCUGCCGGUGCACGUGAGGGAGGAUGACGCUCACGCUCGUUUGCUGGAUGAGUACUUGGAGGAUGGCAAGCAGGUCUUGCAAGUCGGCCUGGCACGAGCGGUGAUCCUGCAGCGGCCCCUGGAGAGGGGAAGAGACCGGUGUGUGCCAUCUUCCUUUGAUGAUUACUUGCAGAACAUUUGCUGGAUUUGCCGGGAGGAUGCUGAAGAGUGGGACAUGUGGCUGUCGUGCCACCACAUCUUCUGCAGCCGCUGCUCCAGUCAGAUGCUGGUGCGGCGCAUGCCCUGCCCCUUGUGCCGGGUGGCCUCUGGCACGGUGCUGCGAGGAACCCAGGCGCUUCCGAGGCAAUUUCGGCAGGAUCUUGCAGAUCGAGGCCACACAGCCCGACAGGACGCUGUCAGCCCCGUGCCGCCGUUGCCAAAGGCGAAGGCUGGGGAGAUCGAGCUCCGAUCGGAUCCAUCGCCAAUGGCUGACAGGCUGCAACUGCAUCGCACGCGAACAGCGCCUGCCGCGGCAGUGCCAUCGCCGUCCUCGUCGGUGUCAUCUCCGCCGUCGCCCGCAAAGUCCCCGGCGAAGGCAAAGGCGGUGGCCAAGUCCCCGACCACGUUGCAGCCCCCCCCGGCGGCCAUGCCGAUCAUCGUGCCGCGGUCUGCGCGCACACCCCCUUCGUCGCCGGCGUCACCGAGCACACCUGCGCCAAUGGCGCCAGCGCUGGUGCGGGCGGAGCCUCGUGCCCCACCCACCACGGCGGAGACGUCGACGCUCGUGGCGUCCCCGCUAUCGGAAUCGCCACCAGCAACGCUAUCGCCACCGGCAACUCCAAUACCAAUAGAACUGCCUGCAGAAACCUCGACAUCACCAACUGCCCGAUCGCCAUGCUCGCCGCCAGAAGUCGCAGUGCUGCCCCUUGUAGCCAAAGCUGCGGAUGCUUCCUGUGGAGGUGAAGCAGAGGCGGCAGCCGCCCGCGCCCUUGGCGCCAUUUGCCCGCCGGGGCUGCGAAGGCUGCGAGGCUUCAGCACCAGCACCGCGGGCAGCGCUCUGCCGAAGUCGGCGAAGUCGGCGAAGUCGGCGUCGGCGUGCCGGGUGCAGGCAGUGGACGUUGUGCAGCCACAGGUUGAGGCGUUCCAGAUCGCGCCGCUGCCCUUUGUGGCCGUUGCGCUGUCCAGGACUCCUUUGCGCAUUGAUGGCGAGGUGGGGAUUCUCUGCAGCAGCGCUGGCAUGUUGUACCAGCAGUUGCCAAAGCGCGGAGAAGCCUCACCGGCGAUGAAGGUCCAGCCGGAGAAUUUGCCUCCGGUGAAGCCGUGCGGAUUGCCCCUGGGCGGCUUCCAGCGUCUACCCGGAUUCGCCACCAGCACCGGCGGCAUGCUCAAGCUCAAGACCCCAUCUCCACCUCCACCGGAGAGGCCACCCGCGCGGGUCCGGCGGGCGCUGCCAGGCAGCUGGCGCCUGAAGGGCGGCUUUCGCGUCAGUUGCGGGGGAGCGCCCCUGGCGCGCUGACUUCAGGCGGCCGAAAUUCCGAAGGCGGAAUCUCAGAGGUGUGGCUCUUGAAGUGGACCGGUCUGGGUGGAGUAGUGACCAUGAAUUUCAUCCUGAAUUCCCUGCUUGGGCGGCAAGUUCUGG